AAUGAGCAUGAUUUUGCAUUGUUUCUGCAGGAGAUAAGGCAGGCAGCAGAAUUCCUAGACCUUCCUGAGCUCCUAGUUUUUGUGAGCAAUAUUCAGUCUCAUGAGGAGUUCCUGAACACAGAUCUCAAACAACAGUACCGCAAGGCGGUGAGGCAGCGACUCCAGGAUUUGUGCUUGGGACAGGGACUUUUCUCCGAUAUAGUGUUCCAGUUGGAUGAUGGCUCAUUUUCAGCCCAUCGGCCAAUGCUGAUGGCUCGCUGUGACAUGAUGAAGGCUAUGUUUUCUGGAGACUUCCGAGAGAGCAGUGCUAAAGUUAUCCUGUUCCCAGGUGUUCGUGAGGACACAUUCCACAAGCUGCUUGUGUACUUGUACACUGAUGAUGUUCCUGCUAUCUCUCCUGCACGUUGCCUCGACCUGCUUGAGCUGGGCAACCGCCUGUGUCUGCCCCGUCUGGUCAACCUUGUGGAGCGCCGUGUGGUAGAAGAGAUGAUGCGCCUCUGUGGUUCAGAUGGUGCUGAUGUGGUGGUGGAGCAUUGUUUGAGACUCUUGGAACCAUGCAAGUUGCACAAUGCAGAUCAGCUAGCAGAUUGGUGCAUGAGCCACCUCUGUACCAACUACAACAAACUGUGCAAGAUGUCACCAAAACUUCUCAAAAGCCUUCAUCCAGAGAAUCAGGACUACCUCUGUGAACAUCGCUGGCCUCCAGUGUGGUACUUGAAGGACUAUGAUUACUACCAGAAAUGUGUUCUGGAACGUGAACGAGAAGAAAAACCUUCACUGAAACGUGGCCGGCAAAACUCAGGGUGCCUGUGCUUUUCGGGAGGAAAGUCCCGAAAAGAAGAGCGAGGUACUCUACUUGGCAGGAGUAGUGGUAGCACCACAAUUCCGGGAAACAAUUCUGGUGCAGUUGGUGAGGGUGGUGGAGCAGCAGCUGUAUGACAACGCUGCACAGGGCAUCGCAGUGCUGGCCCACUUGCACUUGUGCUGCUGGUUGCGGUGCUCACUGGAGCUGUUGGUGCUACUGCUCUCAUGCUGCAGAUUCUAGCCGCGUGAUAGAGGGCCAUGCCCACUGCUACCUUCUCUGUCAUACUGCAAGUCUUAACUGGUAAAAGUGGUCAAAGAUGCUUCAUUUCUACAGGAGUGAUGUUGGUGAGAGCAGUUUUAUGUUGCAUAAUGUUUGCAUUUCUGUGCCAAAUGUUGGGUUAUUCUAGCAUCAUAAUGACUCUUCCAUUUAGUAGUAAUAAUACUAACUCAAAGAAAUAACAAAAUUCAUCACUCCGAAAUAGUAACAGGUAACAUGUCUGCAGCAAGUUAUGUCACAGUAUAUGCUUAUUAUCAUUUCCAAACACAUUACUUUACAUUUGUGCAAAAUGUACCAUUGUCAUUUUCUUCGUUAGAUGACUCUAAAAUAUUUCAAAAUUGUGAAAGGAUGUAAAUGAAGAGUUCAACUUCCUAUUUUCAUACUGAACCCAGAACUAUAUUAUUACUUGAAGUAAAGUUACACAGAUAAUGAGCAUGGUGAAGAAUUCCAAGGUUAAUUGCAUGAGUCAUUAUAUUUUAAGAAAAUCAGUUUCAAUUUUAAGGGAUAUUUUGCUCCCAAGUAAAGGUAGAGCUUGACAUGGAGGGUAAUGACAGUAGUGAAUUUGUAAAUGGCUUUCCUACUUUUGACUGAGAACCUUAACCUCAAGAAGACUUACAUCAAGUGUCAUAAAAGGUAAUAGUCAUUUCAUUUUUGAUCUGAACAUCAUGGGGUGAAUGGUUAAUAUUCCUGGAGGUUCUGAGAUCCAAUCUGGUCCUCAGAGAUCAGCUGUUCUAACAGGUGUCUUGUGAUUCCCUCAGUCCUUCUAAGAAAAUACUGAUAAGAAAGAAAAAUAGGUCAUAACUGCUUCCUUUCACUUUCCAAUCAUCUUUCACAUUCAUGUGUUACCAUUUGACAGUAUAUGGUUUAUGAAGUUUGAAAGGAGUCAUGUAACCCAUGAAUCAAUCAACCUUCGGUGUCAAAACAUAUUCUACCUUUUCCAGAUAUUCAUAGGUGGUAUAUGUUUUAAAAUAUAUGUACAGUUAUUUUCCUUAUGGCAUCCAGUGUCCCGUCUGUAAGAAAAAGUUUCAAUUCCAUGAACAAGGCACAGGAUAAACCUUUGUUGUUUGACUCACUGUCAUUGUUUGUCAAAGAACUCAGCCAUAUUUGUUUGAAGGAGCCCUAUCAAAUGUUUUGCUUAAUUUUCCAUCUCCAGUUGUUAGUUGCUCAGUGAAAUAUGCUUAUUGAAUGUAAUUUUAUGUGAGUCUCCAUCAUAAUCUCUACUUUGAUUGUUCAUUUCUGCAGAAUAAUAUCUAGAGGACUGUUUUUAUGUCAUUGCUCAUCCACAGAAACAGAUCCAUCCAGAAUCAUUCCGGUCUCAGCAGUAUACUUUCUGUCAAGCUUGAUCUUAGUGUCCGAACUGUUGAUCCACAGCUUCGUCCUCCAUUAGAGAAACUACAGUUAACUCUGUUUUAUCUUGUUUACUCAGAUCUGUCUUGUCAGAUUGAAGAAUUUCUGUUAUAGAACUGAUGCCUUUUUGUUCCUAGUAUGUUGAAUGUUAUUAAGUAUUCCAUAUAGAAUUUCAUUGUGUAAAUCAGUUAUAGUUACUUUCUUGUUUUAUAUAGGCACAAAAUUUCUGGAAAUUUAAAUUAUUUUAUAUACCCUCAUGCAUAAUGUUUUGUGUUAUGUUCGGUGUUGGUAUUUGUCAUGUCUUCAGUUGUAAUUCUGGGUAUAGACUUUUAAUCGUUGUUUGUAAACAAAUAUGUUACACAUGCCAGUAAUAAGUAGAUUUGUAGACUGUUAUUUGUAGUGUACAGUACAGAAUAUGUAGGGGCUGGUCUUCAGAAACCCACUGCUCUUUUGUCAAUCUAUGACUCAAAAAAUGUUGGCAGUCAUUGGUAUAGACUGAAAUCUGUUAUACGGUGGGUACUGUUCAUGGAUAAAGCUAUAGUCAUGACCUCUCUCAGGAUUUUGCCUUCUAUCAUGUGGCAAAGUUAUAACAAUGCCUAUAUUCAACUCCACAGAAUACCCAAAAUUAAUACAUUUUUCCUGAACAUUCUCAACGCUUCCAAGCAGGUAAACUUCAGGUUCUACUGAAGCAAGGAUAACAGAUUUUUUCACUGCUCGGUGUAAAGUUCCAUUAGCAAUGAAAAGUGGUGCCAGAUGUUGUUUCUCCAAGAACUGCCUUGGUAUAUUAAUGGGACAAGCUGAUGGACAUUUUUAGACAGUUAAAUUUGGCCUUUAUAUAGUUGUUUUGAGAACAACACAAACUUUAGCUUGGGAGAGGCUACUGAUUUUGUGUUUAUCUUGCAUGAAAAUAAUAUUUCUAAUACCAGUAAGCAGUAUUUAAAGUAAAAUAUAUUGUUGCAUUUUCUUGUUUUUUUUUUUUUCCCUGGAUAAUUGUGAUUUUUGGAGUUUAUGAUGGAAACACCACAACUAAAAUUAUGGAAAUCAGAUCUAAGGUCCAGAGAUAGUGACUAACUCUAUUAGUUGAGCCCAACUAAGUAGGAUCUACCUGAAGACAGAGACAGAAUUCAGUCUCCAAAACUUUAUGUUUUAAAUAAAAACAGGAAAAUGGAUAAUGCCUAGAAACACAAUAGUUGUGAAAAAUUAUGGCUUGCUGGACUAUAAAAUUAUUGAGUGGCGACAAAGUGUUUUGUACAGGCAAAAUCUCUAAUGAUAGUACCAGCUAUAAUCUGCACAUAUAGUAAUGGUUUGCUAUCUCUGUGAUCAAACAAAUACUAACUGCCCUGUGGGCAGUACGUCAAUGAUGAUAAGUCUUCUACAAUUGAUUUUAUAUUUCCAUCAUCAAAUGAUUCCACCAAGCACCUGUCCUGCAUUUUCAUUUGUAUACCUCAUUUGUUAGUAUACAUCUACCCAUAUAAAGACAAAUCACUGUAGGAUCACAGUAGAAUCAACUUCCAAUGUAUCACAUAUGAGUAUAUUAUAUAUACCAUAGACAAUGGACAAUGUCAAAUGUAAUUGUGGCCCAAUGAAUUACAUUUGUAGACAAUCAGGAGUUAGAUUUAUUGCUUUGAGUUACUAUUGAUUCCAAAUGGAGGAAUCUUAUUUUCUUAGAUGCUAAAAUGUUAAUGGCACAGCAGAGUCACUGGCAUAAGAGUGUCAUUUCUGCCACCAGAAAUAAUCCAAGUUGUUUGUGAGGCAGAGCAACAUGGCCUGGUAUUGUGAGGAAUUACCAAAGGAAGACUUAUUCAUCAUAGUUUUUGACUGGAUGGUCCCUUAUGUGCAACAUGCAGAUUAUUUUAGUUUUCCCCUCAGAGAAUAUGCAGGUCUGGUUACACCAGAAAUGACAUUAUUUACAACAGUAUUCAUUUUUCAUGAGAAUUAGAGAAGUGUUUACUCUACUUUUCUGAUUCAGAAGAAAGGAGAGGCUUAUGAAUAUCAUUUCUUAAUUUUAUCCAUUACCACAUUAGGUAGUAUGGACACACCAUGCAUACAUUGUUUCUUAACGCAUGUUUCAGCUCAUUGAGCCAUUUGAUCUUUUUACACUCAUCUCUCUUCAUCUGCUAUUGUUCCUACAUUGGCCAGUGUUUACAUAUUGGAAUAUUGGUUUUUUUAGUAGUAUGUAAUGUCAUUAUAUAUAAAGAGGUAUGUUCGCCUUCAAGGUUAAAUAUUAAUUGUUAAAUUUCAGAUCAUUAAAGUUUAACAUAUAUAAAGUUUUCUUAUAUUUUUUAUGGAUGUAAUAUUGUGUGUAUGUGUGUCUCUUCAACCUAUGUGUUUCUUUGAGGUUCUUGCUGGUCUUGUAAUGAUGUAGUAUGUGUUUUGUUGGUAUGUAGGUAUAUGAUUGUGUAAUCUCCUCCUUUGUAUUCCCUGUAUUUGGGAAAGUGUUAUGUCUUGUAUGUGGUGGUUGUGAAACUAAGAAACACUGAAUGCAUGCUGUGUCCAUACUACCUAUUGUGCUGACAGAAGAAAACAAAGAAAUUUCAUACAUGAAGUAUGACACUAAGAUGUAAUAUUUCUAAUUAUGGAUAUCAUGUCUAUAGACAUAUUUGCCCUCCUCUGUAAUUUUUAAAUAAUGUUGAUGAAACUUGGAUCAAACAUCAUGCCAUUAGGGACUGUCCAACAUUUAUAUUAUGAAUUCCCUAUCAUAUGUAGUACCAACAUAGUAGAUAAUCAGAUGGAAUUAUAAAAUUAAAGUACAAUAGUUGGACUUAAAAUUUUUAAGAAUCGUCAUAAGGGAACCAAAAUGAGAUACAGUUAGGAAGAAAGCUGUCAUGGAGGCUUCAGAAGCUUAUGCUUUAAAUAAGGUAGAAAUGAAAAGCUAACAGAGAUUUGAUGAUAUUAAAAAAGAUUAAGUGCCAUAUAUUGGAUGCCUUGGAAAGCCCUGAAAUUAAAUCUAGGAGGAAAAAUACAUGAAGAACAUGUGAGAACAAAUAUGGUUAAGUGUUUAACAAUAUUAGAAAAUCUGAAACAUAUGAUCAGAGGUAGAUGAUGAAUACAGUAUACUAUGACAGAUAUUUGGAGGCUUUUCAUCUCUGGCCCCACAUCUUGGUGGAAACAUUGUCAGAAGAGAAGAGAUAACAUUUGACAAUUGACUGUAAUCAAGAUAUUUCAUUUCAUGCUGAUCCUAAACCUGCAUGUUAGACAGCACAGAAUGUUAUCACUUGUACUGUGUAUGGGUGUUUCCCAAAUUAAUUUGGCUAUGGAAGCCUUUCACACUCAGAAACUUUUGAUGGAACAGACAGAUGCCACUGUAGUGUGGGAUGUUACAUAAUGUAACUGUGAAGAAAAUUGAAAACCAUAUGUAUGGAAUGUUAAGCAUGAAGUUUUUUCAUUGCAGUAUCAUGCAGUUCCCUCUUUCAAGUUAUUAUUGAUGUCAGAAUAUUGGCGUAAAAAUCAACAUUAUUUUCUUUGGUAAAGAAUAUAGGUGCAGGUCCAAAAUGACAGCUUUAUUCUAGUGGGAUAUGGUUCAGGGCAAAUUCAUUAUAUACAAAAUUCAUUCUGGAAAUUGACUUAAAAUGUAGGAUAGUCUGAUGAGAUGUGUGUAAUGAAUCCAGAAAGUUUGUUUCUGUAUGUAAAUUAUUUGCUAGUUUCAUGGUUUGUUGUUUCAUCAACAAAAAAUGUACAGUAAAUUGAAUUAUAUAAGAGCUGCCAAGAGACAUCCAUGCCAUAUGUCAGAAUGUGGAAAGAAUAGUUUUAUGCUGAUAAAUGAGAUGGAGUAAGAUAUGAUACAUUCUAUGAGUGAAAAAUUAUAAGAUUAGUGUACUAGCCUCUAGAAAGAUUAUGUAUGUCAGUUGAUUGAAAGUAAUUCUUGCCUGUAUUUGAAUUAUAAUGGUUAUUAUUUGGGAAGGAAAUAUUGUAUAAGUAAUUUUUGCGGAAUCUGUUUUUUGUGGAUAGUGUGAGUUCUAAAAAAGUUCAGGAUAAACAUGUCAGGUUACUUGAUUGUUCUUUUGCUUUUUAAGUAUUAAGAGUUCCACAUGGUUCUCUUUUGUCCUUUGCUGUAAAGAUCACUGCUCAUAUUUUGAGAACAUGUUGCACAUAACCACAUCAAUCUCAGCUGGGAAUUUGGUUAAGUUCCCCAAACAUAAUGUUGUUCCUUCUAGGUGAUGCUGGAAUAGUACUUUAAGUCCUUCUCUGGUCUCAGUAUGAAAUCAUAUCAUGGUCUGGGUGGCUAUUUGCUGGCCUUGUAAUUUCAUCCAAGAAUGCAGAGUUGCUUCCUGAGUGCUACUGACAAUCUUAUGACAUAUUUCAGUGAUGAUAAUUUGAAGUCGUAUGAUAGGGCUAUUCUGUAUGUAGUAAAUAUAUUUUCAUGGGGUUUAAUUAGUGUUGAUUUAAGAAUGGGUCACGUAUGCUUUCUUGAAAUGGCUUGCAGGCUGUGCCUAGAGUGCUGUGGAAAGAGUUAAAGUAAGCCAUGACUUCGUUCUCUGAUUUAUCAGUCAUAAUCAUAUUGCACUAAAUGUUCUGGUUGAGUGACUGUCACUUCUGCUUUGUAUUCAGGAUAUUCCAUGUUUGAAACUUGGUCCAGAAAUCAUCUGUCCUUCCUCAUCCUUUCAAAUUUAUCUUUUGCAGUAAUCUUCCUUUUGGCAUUGUGUAAUCUGUACAGUUAGAAAAGUGUUAUUGAUGAAUUCGCUGAAACAGUUCAUUUUGUAGUACAUGUAGUUUUACAAAGUAACACAAGCUCCAAAAUCACCUCACACUCAUAAGAAUAUUAAUGUUACUGCCUUCUUGGCUUGAAAUGUGCACCAUGUUCCCAUGGUAUGGUGGUGUGCAUAUAGUAACUGCAUGUGGUGACUGUUCAGUUUCAGAAAACCUCUGUUUUCAGGAAGUCCAAAUAAAUGCCAUUUUCAUGCAUAUGUGACCUCUUCACAGAAAUGUACAUAAAUUUAAUUGUUUUUGUAUUACUAAUAUUAGUUAUUUGAAAAAAUUAUUAAUAAAAUACUUAAUUCCCUUCAGACAUUUUGUGCAAAUCAAACAUAUACAUGCACUCAAUAAAACACAUUAAAUACACUUAUGCAUAAGAAGAGAAUAUAACUUGCUUUUGAAACUGCAGCCAUCCAUUUUCGCUCACUUUUCUUAUUAAUACUUGAGCUAUGCGAUACUUUCAAAUGGAUUAUUAAGAAAUGGAUUUUAUACAUCCUUAAGACUGUAAUAUAUUUUCCCAUAAAAAUUAUUUAAUAGAAGAAAAGGAAAACUGAGAGACUUAUAUAAUUGAAACAGCUUGAAGCUGUUGGACUGUCCAUUUUUUCUUUCUUUUAAAUUCUGUAAUACCAUUAUUCUAAUACAUUGCUUCAUUAUUAUAAAGUUGAUGUUACUUUGGGCUACUGAUUCUUUCAAAGGAUCAUCCAUUACAUAUGGUUUAAUGUAACAGUUCCAUUUCUUGCAGCAUUCAUGAUAAUUUAAAUAGGUUUUAAGUCAUUGCUGUAUUGAAUACAAUCUAUUUUCUAAUCUGAGUCUAAUGCUGCUUAGCACAAAUAAAAUGGCAAUCAUAAGGAAAGGUGAUGGUGAAUCUGGUGUAUUGUGUAAGGAUGGGAUUGUUUUCAGCUGUAAGAACAGUUUUCAAAUUUUUUGAACUACAUUUUGCUAAGAUCAAGAAAUGAUGUGGUGUGUAGUAUAAACAGUUUGCAUAGCUCUGCUUCUAAACUCUGGUACCAUAUAUUGGUGAUAUUUUACAUCUUUAUAAGAUCUUAUAUAAAAUAUUUCUAAUUCAUAAGACAGUUUCAAUUCAUGGAUGAUGUUCCAAAGCAACAAUAACUUGAGUUACUUAACAUGUGGUUUCUUGUGUUAGUAGACAUAAUGACACAGAUAGAACAGAGAUGCAGUCUGGUAUGUGUGUCAGUUUUUUGUAGCAGAAUGAUGCUGUGUGACUUUAUUAUGAGAUCAACAUUUUGAAUGUUCAGAAUUUUACUUAUUUCUUUUUUGCAAAUUAUGGUAUACUAGUGUGAAAAAUGUGGACAUUUAGAAGAAUGUUUAACAUAACAAGUUGAUGUACAGAUUAUUUUUGGAUAUUUGGACAGUAUACAACACGCGUCUCUUGUCAGUAAUGAAAGACUGUGCUUACAGUCUUAGUUGGCAAGGUGUUGUGUUUGAAUUUCAUUUAUGUCACAGGUGGUUCUUUUCCAGUUUUCAUCAUAAUUUGUCAUUGAAGUUAAUUUCACAGUCUCUAGUGUAGAGUGUAAGAUGAGAUGCACAAUAUAAAGCUGCAUCAAACUUAAUGUCAAACACCCCUUCAAUUGGUGCACCUUAUUUUCACAAACAAGACUCCUGAAAGAGAGUCAUGUCUGUAUAGGCAUUACAUUUUUAUUGUCCCCCAUAAAUCUCUCAGUUAAUGUAUGGUAUCUUAGAAAAGAAUAAGAAUUGCAGAUAAUGAGGCAGAUUCUUUGAAUCAUAGGUGUAACUGAAGUAAUCUGAACAGUCAGUGAGUUCUAGCAAGUUUACUAAAUUAGUGAUUAACACAGACUUCAAGAUCUAAACCUGAGGUUCAAGUAACCUAAAUAUGGUAGUGGAAUUCCUUCCAGUGUGAAUAUAAGCUUAAUGGUUGUACCACUGUGACCUGUCACUGGCUUCUUGUCUGUGAAAGCUGAAUGCACCACCACUUGAAAGUGAGUUUGCCUGAAAACAUUUGACACUAUAUGUUCUGUAUACUACCUUUUAUAUACCCUAUGCUCAGUUUAGUCUCAUGCAUGCAUCUGUGUAUGCUACUGACAGGAGGAGGAAUUUUGUUUGUACAUAAUCAGAAAUUUUAUACAUGUAAAUGGCCAGUCUUUAUUUACUGUAAUUGGCAAAUGAGGACUGUCUUGGUAUGAUGCUUUCUUUUUUUAUUUCAUAGUCAUGAAACAAGACCUCGAGAUAUGUAUUCUUGCCAUGUCACUUUAUUACUCUUCCAUGUAACUACAAUUCAACGUAAUUAUAACACAAAGGUUGAACAAAGAA
Molecule: messenger RNA, 9409 nt
Organism: Cryptotermes secundus
Lineage: Eukaryota; Metazoa; Arthropoda; Insecta; Blattodea; Kalotermitidae
Product: rho-related BTB domain-containing protein 2-like
Exons: 5
Biological process (GO): proteasome-mediated ubiquitin-dependent protein catabolic process; regulation of proteolysis
Cellular component (GO): cytoplasm
Molecular function (GO): ubiquitin protein ligase binding
Source: RefSeq, a predicted model, not a curated record